Canis lupus familiaris (dog) is the source of this 678-nucleotide messenger RNA. It is a transcript of the gene NENF, whose product is annotated as neudesin neurotrophic factor. The coding region runs from base 20 to 544 and encodes 174 amino acids. Lineage: Eukaryota; Metazoa; Chordata; Mammalia; Carnivora; Canidae. Gene Ontology annotation, cellular component: endomembrane system; membrane. The transcript has 4 exons. The record is from RefSeq and is a predicted model, not a curated record.
GCCCGGCUCCGCGCGCACCAUGGCGGGCCCCGCGCCCCCGCGGCGGUGGCGGUGGCGGCGGCUGGCGGCGCUGGCCCUGCUCCUGGCGCUGGCCCCGGGGCUGCCCGCAGUUGGAGCCGGGCAGGCGCCGCGCCCCGCCGAGCAGGGGCCCCCGGUGCGGCUCUUCACGGAGGAGGAGCUGGCCCGCUACGGCGGCGAGGAGGAGGACCAGCCCAUCUACAUGGCUGUGAAAGGAGUGGUGUUUGAUGUCACCUCUGGAAAGGAGUUUUAUGGACGAGGAGCCCCCUAUAAUGCCUUGACUGGGAAGGACUCCACCAGAGGGGUGGCCAAGAUGUCCCUGGAUCCUGCAGACCUCACCCAUGACACUACGGGCCUGACAGCCGAGGAGCUGAAAUCCCUGGAUGACGUCUUCAACAAAGUGUACAAAGCCAAGUACCCCAUUGUGGGCUACACAGCCCGGAGGAUUCUCAACGAGGACGGCAGCCCCAACCUGGACUUCCAGCCUGAAGACCAGCCCCAUUUUGACACAAAAGAUGAGUUUUGAUGUUCUAUCUGCAGAAGCCUGUUCCUGAUAUGUGGGGGUGCGGGCAGGGAGACCUCAUGUGCCAAAUCUGCAAAACAGGCCACCUGAGCCUCUGGGCUCCCCGGACCUGAAUAAAGCCGAUGUUGAACCCGGGA